CUCUUUCACUCGUCUCGUCUCGUCUCGCUCGCCCUUUCGUUCGCUCACUCGCAAACGUCGCAAAUCCGGGGUCUCGUAAGAAAUAACCCUCGUUUCGUUUCGCGCGCGUGAAAGAAAGAGAGGAUCUGGUGCGUGUGCUACGUAAAUUUCUCACGCGUUAGAACGCGCGUGUGGGUGCUAUCAUUGCUUUCAUCGAGCCUGUCGCGCUGAUAGACAACGCGCGCAAAGUGCGAAGGUAGAAGGAGAUCGUCAUCGUCAUUGUCGUCGCCAUCGUCGUCGCUGUUACUAUCGUCGUUGCCGUCGUCAUUGCCGUCAUCGUCAUCGUCAUCAUCAGUCACACACGCGCGUGUACGCAUCUAUACCCGCGUGAGGAAGAGCCCCUUCGCGCGUGAUCAGCCAUCAUCGUUCACGGAAGUUAACGGGGAGACCAUUCGUAAGGGAUGUCUACCCCUGCGAGGAGGAGAUUGAUGAGAGACUUCAAGAGAUUACAGGAAGAUCCUCCAACUGGAGUAUCAGGUGCUCCGACAGACAAUAAUAUUAUGAUAUGGAAUGCAGUUAUUUUUGGACCACAUGAUACUCCAUUUGAAGAUGGCACAUUUAAACUUACAAUAGAAUUCACAGAAGAAUAUCCAAACAAACCACCUACAGUGAGAUUUGUUAGUAAAAUGUUCCACCCCAAUGUAUAUGCGGACGGUGGAAUAUGCCUUGACAUACUUCAAAAUCGUUGGAGCCCUACUUAUGACGUCUCGGCCAUCUUAACAUCUAUACAGUCGCUUUUGGACGAACCGAAUCCUAAUUCGCCAGCCAACUCUUUAGCGGCGCAAUUGUAUCAAGAAAAUAAACGGGAGUAUGAGAAGCGAGUGGCUACCGUAGUCGAACAGUCUUGGCUGAAUUUCCAAGAGAGUCACACGGAGGAUCCUCGCUGACAUUAAGCAUCCUGCUUUUCACGACGCGUAAGAGAUCUCUGCCGCCAGCUUCUCUCUCUUUAAUAUAAAACUUGUCCCCGUAUUAUAUACGUAAUGGUAAUUCGGUCGACACAUUCUUCGUCGGAGCUGUAUAUGUAAUAUCCUUCGAUAUUUCAUGAACAUUCCGCGUGUUGAUUCACAGUCUAUAGAACACGAUGAGAGGAAUUCGCACGGCUCUCACUCUGUUGCAAAAACAUAGAAAAAAAAAGAUAGAAAACCGGAAUGAUGUAAAGUUGCACUGUUAACUUAUGUGAUCUUUUUACUUAUAAGUACAAUAUAUAUUAUCUUGCUCUUAUAACUAGACAUUAGGUAUCCCUUGUGCAAAGGAUAAAAAAAUAAUGUCCGUACAAUGUUUCGCCAUACAUUAAUCUUGCAGGCAAAUUGACUUACUAUUUUACAAAUGUAGACGAGCUUGAAGAAAAUACAUUUAUGCUAAAGGAUAUGAAAGUUUAUAAGUCGCUUCUGGAAAGUCUACUUUCACCAUGUAACGGCGCAAAACAUAAGAAAAUAGUGUGAUUAUUUCUCGUUUUCGACUUGGUAUUUAUCAUUAGAAAGUCACGCUUGUAUUAGAUUGUAAAUGAAUGUCAUAUAUUGGAGUAUAGUAUUGAAUUAUAUAAUAAAUUUUGCAAGAAAUUA
Pogonomyrmex barbatus (red harvester ant) is the source of this 1601-nucleotide messenger RNA. RefSeq names its product ubiquitin conjugating enzyme 6 (gene Ubc6). NCBI's taxonomy places the organism in Eukaryota, Metazoa, Arthropoda, Insecta, Hymenoptera, Formicidae. The record is from RefSeq and is a predicted model, not a curated record.